AAUGAACUGCUGUAGUUGUGAUAUGUGUAAUGCAGUGCAAUGGCUGAAUACACAUGCAGGGGAUAUUGGUGGGGGUAAGUGCCUUAUGACUGAUUGGGCUUUCUGCUAUUAGUCAUGAUGUUUUAUGGGCUCAGUUCCCGGGGACCUUGGAUAGUAUGAAAGUGCAUACCUUCAAUGUGAUAUCAUUUCCUCUGACAAAAUCUGCUUGAUGACUACAUGUUGUGCAAAUGUAUGAGACAGUUUGUAAGUAAUGUUUCUUUAGACGGAGAUUAGCUGUGCAACGGUACUCUUGCAAAAAUAGAGUGGAUGAGAACCAGAUAUUAGUCUUGUGGUGUCUGUCUGUCUGUCUGGCAGUUUCACUUUACAGGGACAGUAGAGAGAUACAGAGAGAACGAACGAGCGAGCGAGGGAGGGAGGGAGGGAGGGAAGGAGAGAAAGAGGAAGAGAGGAAGGGGAGGGGAGGUGUGACUUCACACUCAGCGUUUUCAGCAUCUGGCAGUUGCCGAGUGCGGCGGUGAGAAGGUGAAGAAGGCAGAAAAGAGUAGGAAAGCCCUCUCUCUUGCAUGUGUUUUCUCUGUGCCUUCACUAUAUUAUCUGUGAUGAGGACGCCCUACCGCAGGGAUUACCAUUGAGUGACAAGAGGCAGUUUUGGCACCUUAGUACCCAGUUCGAGCCUGUCGGUGGAAUGAUGGCGACACACGUGAAGCUAAAGAGAGACAAAGUGGGUGCCCAGGACUACGACGCCCAGAUCAAAGAGGUGCGAUCUCAGCUGGUGGAGCAGCUGAAGGUGUUUGAUCUGCAGCUGGAGCAGAAGUCGCAGCUGCUGCAGGAUGUGACUGAUUACCUGCGCAGACGAGGGGAGAUUGAGGCUGAGUACGCCCGCUCUCUGGACAAACUGGCCGACCGAUACAGCUCCAAGAUAAAGAGGAAGGAGCCGAGCGGGCAGUCGGUGCUGCAGUGCUGGCUGGUGCUCCUGGGUCAGACGCGGCAGGAGAGCCGCGACCACGGCGUCAUCAGUGAGAUGUGUAGCACCAGUCUGCCGCAGAACCUCUACCUGUGUCUGGAGCAUACGCAGCGCCUGGCCAAACGGACUAAAGAUGCCUGCAACCAGGUGCAAGAGGAGCUCCUGAAGGUCACCACGGAGAUGCAGACCACGUUGAAGACCUAUCACCAGUACCACACAGAGUUCCUGUACGCAGAGGGGAAACUCAAGGAGGCCGAGAAGCUGGAAGAGAAACAGAAGCAGGGCGCUGCCCGUAAAGUGGAGAAGCUGAUCGAGAAAAGACAGGGGAAAGUCCAAGAAAUACAGUUCAAGUGCACCAAAGCACGCAAUGACUACCUGCUGAAUCUAGCGGCUGCCAAUGCGUCGAUGAACAAGUAUUACCUCCAGGACAUCUCCAACCUCAUCGAUACUAGUGAUGUGGGAUAUCACCCGUGGGUGUCCCGGGUUCUGCGGGGCUUUGUGGCGGGGCAGUCCCGGGUGCAGCAGAGCCUGGGCGGUCAGCUGCAGCAGUUGAAUGGCGCGCUGGCCUCCCUGGACCAGGUCAAGGACCGGGACUCUCUGCUGCAGGCCCACGAUAGCACCUUCUGCCUGCCCUUCAGCUUCAAGUACCUACCCCAUGAGGGAGACCCGGAGAGUGAGGUCAGGGCAGAGUGUGACAUUCAGGAUGAGCUGGAAACUCGUUUCCAACAGAUGGAGUCCAGACUCGACUCAUUCACCAAGGACACAGCAGCGAUCACUAAGACGCUAGACGAGGCCCGCUCCGCCAUGCUCAGUUUUACUGGCGAUGAGGACCUGGGUGCCCUCCAGGACCACACAGCCAGCCAGACCCAGGAGCCUAAUUUAGCCAAACGCAGAGCCAAUCUGCAAGAAACGGAGAUGUUCUACUUCACAAAAGUGAAGGAUCAACUUAAUUACACCUCCAUGAUAUCCAAACUCCAAGCGAAGCAUGACCUCCUGCGAGUGGCGUUACAGAAAGUCAAGGCUAAUGGCGGGAACAACGUCAGCGCACGCACCAGAAAGUCUCUGAGACACCAGCGGGGUAACCGGAGGAGUCAUCCUGGAGCCCAAGUCAACCAGAAACUCUUCACCGGGAACCUGUGCUCCUUCAUCGAGGCCUCCAAGCAGGACAUCCCUAUUGUGGUGAAGAGUUGCAUUCGUUUCAUCAACCUGAACGGUUUGCAUCAUGAGGGUAUAUUCCGUGUGCCUGGGCUGCAGCUGGAAAUAAACUCCUUGAGGGAUGCCUUUGAAAGUGGUGACGACCCGCUGGCUGACGGCGCGUCAGACAUUGACUCUGUGGGCGGCGUGUUGAAACUGUACUUCAGAGGUCUGGAGCAGCCGCUGUUCCCGGAGGAGAGCUUCAGCCAGCUGAUGGAGUGUGUCUCAAUUGAGAAUGAGUCAGAGAAAUGUGUGCAGAUCAAGGCCGUCGUAUCUUCCUACCCCAAGCCACUCCUCGUGGUCAUGAGAUACCUCUUUGCAUUCCUUAAUCACGUGACGCAGUACAGCGACGAGAACAUGAUGCAGCCCUACAACCUGGCCGUGUGCUUCGGGCCCAGCCUCAUCCGUGGCCCGGAGGCCGGGGACGCCUCCACCCUGCAGCUGAUCAACGCCCUGGUGAAGAGCAUCAUCCUGCAGCCCGAGAGCAUCUUCCCCGGGCAGACCGAGCUGCCAGGCAAAGCCUACGAGAAGUGCAUGACCCUGGAGCUGGAUGACUGUGAGCCAAAUGUGGAUGAGGGAGAAGGGGACCUUGACAGCCCUUCAGUGAAAGAGGACCUGGAAGCUGUUGCACUUUUUGACUACACUGCCCGUUCAUCCACCGAGCUGUCCUUCAAGAAGGGCGAGCGCCUCCUCCUCCACUGUAAGCCCUCAGACGAAUGGUGGCGGGGUGAAUCCAAUGGCGUCAAGGGUCUCAUACCACACAAGUACAUCAGCAUCACUGGUCUUGAGGAUACUAAAGCACUAUCUGAGAAGAGGAACAGCACUGGAGACCUUGAGGAGGUGGACCAAAGCUUUCGUCUCAAAGCCAGCCGUGAGCGAGCGGGGUCACUCGGGGUCGGCGGCGUCCAUGGUGGAAAGGCGUCCCUGCAGUUGCCAAAGGCCCGCAUAAUCCUGCCAGUAAAGUCCCCUGAUGCCUAUCGCAAGUUCUUGCAAGCACAGGGCAGAAAGUCUGCUGUAGAAGACCUGGGACAGCCAGGCAGUCUCGACAACAGGGUCGUUAAGGUGGACAAAGUGGUGUGUCAGCAGAUGAACAAUGUCUUCCACGAGCUCCUCUCCCGGCACCCCCACCUUGAUCCCUCCAUCUCCAAUUCCUCUUCGUCUGGAUCUAAGGUCCCCCCCCCUCCUCCUCCUCCUCCUCCUCCUCCUCCUCCUCCUCUUCCCAGUCACCGUCUCAGACACCUCAGAAGAGGAUAGGCUUUGGCCGGAAAGGAAAAGAUCAGCUGAGCAGAUAGCCCUUUGCUUUAGCUCAACAGAGGAAGUAAGAAGUAGAGGGGAGUAAAUAAACCCUCCUAAAAGAGGAGCACACAUUUGCAUACAGGCAUCAAGAAAAGGGAACUUAAACUCCCCUUUUUUUACUUCCAUAGACUGAUUAAUAUGCACAGUAUGACUGUUUCAUUUGUUCGGCUGUACGGACUGGACUGAUCUGGAGGCUUCCUGUAAGCUUUUUUUUUUUUUUUUUUUUGUCUGUGUGCGCAGUAGAUUUGUCUAAGGGGUGAUCAGAGUGGACUCAUCCCUUGACCGACACCUUGUGGUGGUCUCUGUGUACUGACAACUGAGACACCGUGCUAAGACUGUAGAGUACUAGUCCUACUGCUGGCUCAGACAACUACAUCAAUGGGAGGACGGGUUUUUUUUCCCCACUGCAUUCAAAGUCUCAGACACAGACGAAGGCUGGGCUGGUUGUAACACCUUUUCAGAUGCUGCAGACAGCUUCCUUGUGUUAAUUCAAGGCUCUGUUGAGCAGCCGGUAAUCAAGACGCCUGGUGAUAUGGAGGCUAUGCUGAGCACAUCAGUAGUGGUUAUGUUGCUCUGUCUCAGGCCCAGCACACUGGCACCUCAUGUAUGGUUACUCCAGUCUCAGACACUAGGAGAACAUCCCAGUCAGAUCAUCUCAUCUCUGCAGUCUUUUUUUUUUUUUACAUCACCACUUAAUGAAUAUUCAGUUGUGAUUUACAACUCCCAGUACCAUGUGCUGGUCUUAUGCAAUCUUUUCUGAUGGGAUUUAGUUAUGUGGAAAUUGUGUGUAAAAUGAAAAUAUGAAAUAAACUGGUAUUUAUAUUUGCAUGUAGCCCACUGACACCUUUGUAAAAACCACCUGCUGAUUCUACGUCACAGAAAAGAUAUUUCGGUUCAGCGUGGUCUGUUUUGUGAAUUUGUACAUGUAAAGGACUCAAGUGGAUUAUACUUGCCUAUGAAUUCACUUCACUGCAAUGCCAGUUGAAUAUUGUUGGACAGUCAAUUCGAUGGCAAAAGAGUUUUACAUUUUUUCAUGGGUCUUCUUGGGAAUUUCAAAGUAAGUUUACCAUUUAAUUGUUUAUUUGUUACACAGUUAACCUCCAAUUUUCUCCUAAAACGGAAUAACUGCAAAAUAUACAAUACAACAAUGGGUUUUAAAACAGCACAUGGAAAACAAUAACAUACACAACAUAGGUCAUACAACACCAACCCUCUGACUUAUGACAGCAAGUAUCAGAGCCUAAAAUAAAAAAACUGAUGAGAAAAAUACCAAAUUUGCUUCUGACAACCCUCUCCUAUCAAGCCUGGAUUAAAUUAUCGUGCCACUUUCCCCAUCAAAGUGGGAUUAAGGCUUUCUGGAUGAGGCUGCUGAGUGGGGUUUGACUAGGUUAGCAGCUAAAGCCAAUAUGCUGUCAUUCACAAGCACAUUGCUCCUCCAUUUUGGGAAGAAAAGAAUAAAAAUGUAAUUUCCAUCAACUUCACAUUUUAUUGCACAGUUGCUGACAAUAACCAUCCAAAAGGCAUUUCUUUUUUUCAUUUAUUUAUGUACCAUCCCUUCGUGUAAUUUCGUAAUUUCAAAAUCCCUUUGGAUAAUUUCAUAAUUUGUUGCCAUCUUGACCAGCCAGCUGUUAUUUAGCCAACCGCAUUCAUUAUUGUCUGGAAACAUGUUGUCACAGUGCCACUGGCCGAAAGUGGCGCCUGAUGAGCCUUUGUGUUGAGAGUGAUUGGGUUAGCUCAUAGCUCACGUCAUGGACAGCGCAGGGCAGUGCAAAGCUUAAUAGAGACUUUAAGCCUAGUAAAUUAGCACCAUAAGAUACUCACCCUUGCAAAAGGCUAUAUGAAUUUAUGCUCAGUUUUCCAUUACUUUUUCGGAAUAGGUUCUUAUAAAACACCCAAAUACAGAACCUUCCCAGAACAUCUCGACAACAGCCAAACUGCGUUAGCCACUUAAAUGACAUUGCUUCAUGGACAUGACCUAAACUACUCCCUGAAGCUUACCCACUGGCAGUACACUGAACACCUGAGCAUGGACAGACUAUGACCCCAGUGAAGAAGGGACAGAGAUACAGUCUGAACAGAACUAGUAGUUCCAUGCUGAGCCCAGAAUACGUUGUAAUUCUCUCAAACGAGCACAGAGGGGCAGUGUAAAUCCAUUUAUAUGGAUCUUCAUGCAGCGUUCGUCAUCCAGAUCCCCAAUCCCUCAUAGUGUAACACAUCGGUUGGUAUCAGUCUGUUAUGUGUGUGUCUGAUUUACCUCCUCACUUGGAGCUAACUCACAAACUGAGUUUCCCUCCACUUCAUGCAAGUGCUCCCAUAUGAACACUCGGGAGCAUGAACGGGGCCCUUCAGCCUGUAAACAAGAUUCAAGCCAACUCACGAAACCCUCCUCCCCAGACUGUGAUUAUGGUGUUCUUCGACAGUCUCUCCUUGUGCACCUGGAAGAUGAUCCAGGACAUAAAUAUAAAGAAAGGUAUCCACGUGACUUCUCAGAUUUCAGCCAUGUUUUCAAAAAGUUCCAUCUACACAAUAAAUCGAAUCAAAUCAAACUUUAUUUGUACGGCGCAUUUCAU
Molecule: messenger RNA, 6024 nt
Organism: Clupea harengus (Atlantic herring)
Lineage: Eukaryota; Metazoa; Chordata; Actinopteri; Clupeiformes; Clupeidae
Gene: arhgap4a
Product: Rho GTPase activating protein 4a
Biological process (GO): signal transduction
Molecular function (GO): protein binding
Source: RefSeq, a predicted model, not a curated record